Molecule: messenger RNA, 531 nt
Organism: Vicia villosa (hairy vetch)
Lineage: Eukaryota; Viridiplantae; Streptophyta; Magnoliopsida; Fabales; Fabaceae
Exons: 1
Coding region: 1-531 (176 amino acids)
Source: RefSeq, a predicted model, not a curated record
AUGUGUGAAAAUUUGGGUCUUGUGUUGCCUUCCAUGAAUGGAGAGAUGGUCGUCGAUGUUCCAGCUAAGGGGUCGAUGACUACUUAUCUAGUGUAUUUGAAGUGUCCUUUGUCGAUAUUUAACAGAUACUUUGUUGUUGAUUUGGUUUGUUUAUCGUUGAGUGGAUUGGAUGUGAUUUUAGGUAUGAACUGGUUGGAAUAUAACUAUGUUCAUAUUAUUUGUUAUAAUAAAUCUGUCGUGUUUUCUACUUCUGGCGAGGAGGAGGAAACUGGUUUAUUAUCUGCUAGAAAAUUGAGGGAAUUGGUGCAAAAUGAAGCGCAGGUAUUUUCGUUGAUGGCUUCGUUAUCUAUUGAGAAUCAAGCUAUAGUUGAUGAAUUACAAGUGGUACGUGAAUUUCUUGAAGUUUUUCCCGAUGAGAUUCUCGAUGUACUGCCAGGAAGAGAAGUUGAAUUUGAUAUUGAUCUUGUCCCUGGUAUCAGGCCUGUUUCUAUGGCACCAUACAGGAUGUCAGCAUCUGAGUUGGCAGAGUAG